Molecule: messenger RNA, 1425 nt
Organism: Teleopsis dalmanni
Lineage: Eukaryota; Metazoa; Arthropoda; Insecta; Diptera; Diopsidae
Gene: Rab30
Product: ras-related protein Rab-30
Exons: 4
Coding region: 379-1029 (216 amino acids)
Biological process (GO): Rab protein signal transduction
Cellular component (GO): trans-Golgi network
Molecular function (GO): GTP binding; GTPase activity
Source: RefSeq, a predicted model, not a curated record
ACAAGAGAAAGACACUGGCCAGGUGUAGUUGUUUAUUUAUAGUUAAUUAAGUGAAAUUGGUAUUAAUUAAUAAGCACUGUGUAAUUGUAACAAGAAUCAUUAAUAUUAUCUUAAAAAAUAAAUAAAUAAUAUUAUUAUAUUAAAAAUUGUGUGUUAUCUGCAAUGUAUGUUGCGCACUUGUCGCCCAGUUGAGUCAUCAUUAUUAACAUAGGCCAAGUCUGCAGCAGCACCUUCACAGUUAGUAUUGUUGGGCGCAGUGUUUUGGGUGCGCCAAAGUUUUGAUGGCGUAAUUUUUAACUGCAUUCGCACCAGCCAAUGGUCAAAAAUUGAAAUUCCAAUAUACUAUUUCGAAAAAUAUUAUCGCUGGUAUUCAAUAGAAUGGAAGACUAUAAAUUCCUAUUUAAAAUAGUUUUAGUGGGUAAUGCUGGUGUUGGAAAGACGUGUCUUGUACGUAGAUUUACACAAGGACUAUUUCCACCUGGCCAAGGUGCCACAAUAGGUGUUGACUUCAUGAUUAAAACUGUCGAAGUUGAAGGAGAAAAAAUUAAGUUACAAAUUUGGGAUACUGCAGGACAGGAACGUUUCCGUUCCAUUACACAAAGUUACUAUAGAUCAGCACAUGCAUUAAUACUCGUUUAUGAUAUUAGUUGUCAGCCAACAUUUGAUUGCUUGCCGGAUUGGUUGCGCGAAAUACAGGAAUAUGCUAACUCAAAGGUUUUAAAAAUUUUAGUAGGCAAUAAAACAGAUCGCGAUGACCGCGAAAUACCAACUCAAGUUGGUGAAGAAUUUGCCAAACAACAUGAUAUGUACUUUUUAGAAACAUCAGCCAAAGAAGCUGAAAAUGUGGAACGUUUGUUCUAUGAAAUUGCAGCAGAACUUAUUGACCAGGCGAGAAGCAAAGAUAACACCACUGCAAACAAGAGCGCUACUGACGCUAUCGGACUUGGUAAUUUGGGUGCAAAGGCUACGCAAACCAAUUGUUGUAGCAGUUUAAGCAAUUCUCCUAGUCAAUCCAAUAAUAGCACUUAAAUGUUGUUGUGUGUCGUCGGUAUAUUAUUGUGUGUUUUAAUUUUUAAUAGUAUUUUUAUGCAAUCAAUCAAAGCUACGAGGGAUGCUAAACGUGUGUUAUUUUGACUUUUUACGUUUUUUAGUUAAGUAUUUUAGUUAUUUAAUAUAUGUACUUUUUAAAUAUUAUAAUUUAUAUUAUUUUCAGUUUGCAAUAGUUUUAUAUUGAAAUGUUCUUUAACAUUCUUGUAUUAAUCAACUAUUUGAAAUUAUUCGUAUUUUAAAAAGUAUUUUACGAAUUUGUUAUGUUUUAAUUAUUUUUUAUACACGUUGAACUAUAAGAAAUUAAUGAAAAUAGAGAAACUAUGAACAUUAACUAAAAAAAACAUUCCAAAAUAUUUUAAGAAUAAAUCGUAUUAG